CAAUUGAACAGUAUUUACGGUUUACAAGUUUACUAUACUAUCAUUUUUAGUUUGACCUCAAUUCCUUGUCAUAUCAGUUUUGUAGCAUUUGUUGUGUUGGAGCAGUUUGUGAAUUGGUUGGUCAUGGAUGACUUGUUUGAUUCAUCGCUGAAUUUGGAGGAAACCCAUUACCAGGAAGGUUACAAGGAAGGUCACAGCCACGGUCUCGUCACUGGCAAGGAAGAAGCUAGGCAAGUUGGUCUGAAGGUUGGCUUUGAGGUUGGUGAAGAGCUUGGUUUCUACAAGGGUUGUGUCAGCAUUUGGACCUCUGCAAUCCUGGUUGACCCGACCUGUUUUUCAGCAAGGGCCAAAACAAUUAUCAGCCAAAUGGAGGAGUUAAUCCAGCAGUACCCUCUUAUGGAUCCAGAAAAUCUGCAAGUGCAAGGGAUCAUUGAUAGCCUUAGGCUCAAAUUCAAGAUGGUUUGUUCUUCCCUUCAUGUCAAGCUUGAGUAUAGUGGCUAUCCAAAAUCUUCUACAGAGGCUAAUGAUAUUCAGUUUUGAACCACAUGAUUUUCUCACUCUUUCUUCAAGAGAUAUUCUAGUGUAGAUCAACACCUAGUUGGAAA
Messenger RNA from Abrus precatorius (Indian licorice), 605 nucleotides. Its product is annotated as protein LTO1 homolog. The record is from RefSeq and is a predicted model, not a curated record. The transcript has a single exon. Lineage: Eukaryota; Viridiplantae; Streptophyta; Magnoliopsida; Fabales; Fabaceae. The coding region runs from base 124 to 540 and encodes 138 amino acids.